AUGCCUCUCCCCACAUCAUCCAUCCACGAGCCGGCGACGGCUGGCUUCACUGGCUAUCCUUCACGGAGGAGCGUCGUUCACAGCACACAAGGCAUUGUAGCAGCGCCUCAGCCGCUGGCAGCCAACUGUGGUCUUGAGAUUCUGCGAGCUGGAGGAAAUGCCGCUGAUGCCGCUGUAGCAGUCGCCGCGGGUCUCAAUGUCACCGAACCCGUUUCCACUGGCAUCGGUGGUGACAUGUUCCUCCUCUACUACGAUGCCGCCACAAAGCAGGUCAAGGCACUGAACGGUUCCGGCCGAUCAGGAGCCAAAUACACGCUCGAGACCAUCCGAAAGGACCUCAAGAUUGCCGACGGCACCAUCGGCCAAAUCCCUCUUCAUGAUGUGCUUGCCGCGACUGUUCCUGGCGCUGCGGCUGGAUGGUACGACACGGUAGAGAGAUUCGGAAGUGGAAAGCUCAACUUGAGCCAGAUCCUUGAUCCUGCGAUUAGACUGGCAGAAAACGGAUUUCCUGUGUCUGAAAUCGCUUCGCAUUCGUGGCGAUCCCAAGAGCAGCUAUUGCGAGAUUCCUCGCCCAACUAUGCCGAAAUGCUCAAGAAGGACCCCAAGGCUGAGAAUGGCGUUAGAGCACCUGGGCCCGGUGAAGUCUUCAAGAACCCACCCCUUGCAAAGACAUUCAGAACUUUAGCCACAGAGGGCAAGGAAGGCUUCUAUACCGGUCGCAUCGCUGAGGAAAUUGUCAAGGUUGUCCAAGAUCUGGGUGGCCGCCUGGAACUCGACGACCUGAAGCACCACCUCGAAACAGGCACCCAAAACACAGAGCCCAUCUCAGUCAAGUUCCGUGGCCAAGGCCUCACAAGCAAAGAUCCCAACGGAGGUGUCGAGCUCUGGGAGCAUCCGCCAAACGGCCAGGGCAUCGUCGCUCUCAUGGCUCUGGGAAUAAUUGAGCAGCUGGAGAAGCAGGGCAAAAUUCCCGUCUUUAAGCCCGAGGACUUUAAUACGACGCCGUAUCUCCAUGCCAUCAUUGAGGCCCUUCGGCUUGGCUUCACGGAUGCAAGCUGGUAUGUCACAGAUCCCGACGUGACAAAGGUGCCGACAGAGGGCUUGAUCUCUCCCGAGUACCUCGCCGAACGCGCCAAGAUCUUUGAUCCUUCAAAGGCCCACGACGGAGUCCAGCCCGGAAACCCGUCAUUCAUCUCCCCCGCCCUGCAGAGUUGCGAUACCGUCUACUUUACAGUCACCGACUCUGCCGGCAACGCCGCCUCCUUCAUCAACUCCAACUACGCCGGCUUCGGCACUGCCAUCAUCCCCAAGGGAUGUGGAUUCACCCUGCAGAACCGCGGAGCCAACUUCUCUCUUGACCCCAAGCAUCCUAACAAGCUCGAGCCUCGCAAGCGACCCUAUCACACCAUCAUCCCCGGCAUGGCCACCAACCUUAGCGACGGCUCUCUUCACUCUGCCUUCGGAGUUAUGGGUGGAUUUAAUCAGCCUCAAGGGCAGUUGCAAGUGCUUCUGGGACAAACAGUCGCUCAGUUGAACCCUCAACAAGCCCUGGACGCUCCACGAAUCUGCAUCGGAGCUGGUAUGCCAGAUGAGGGUAACGUGCUGGACUGGACUGUCCAUGUUGAGGAGGGUAUACCCGAGGAGACUAUUGAGGGGUUGAAGAAGCUGGGUCAUAACGUGGUUGUUCUCAAGAAUUGGAAGAGAGCCAUGUUUGGCCGUGGGCAGAUCAUCCGGUAUACCGUGGAUCCUGACGGAACACCAGUGUGGUCUGCUGGCAGUGACCCAAGAGCCGACGGAGGAGCAUAUCCCCAGUAG
Molecule: messenger RNA, 1815 nt
Organism: Fusarium keratoplasticum
Lineage: Eukaryota; Fungi; Ascomycota; Sordariomycetes; Hypocreales; Nectriaceae
Exons: 4
Coding region: 1-1815 (604 amino acids)
Source: RefSeq, a predicted model, not a curated record